AUUCCCGCCCCAACAGAAAAGUCUCACCGCGCACGCGCGGCUGCCCGUCCUUGCCUGACCUCCCUCUGCCACCCUCAAGCCCCGCCCCAUCCGCCGUGUUAGUUUGAAUAGAGCCUGCCCGCUUAGCAACUGCAGAGGUGGGAGGAGGAGGAGCCCGUUCGAAUUUGUGAAGCGAGACAGUGUUGAUUGGGCCAUUCGAGGGCGAAGGCGAGCCGCGAUUGGCCGGGCACGAGAAUCGACGCGCGGCGAUUGGGCAGCCACGGGGGAAGAGGGCGUGGCAGUUAAAGAGCCUCCCGGGCUGGCGCGGACGCGUGAGGAAGCAGCCGCCAGGCCAGUGAUGCAGCCGCCGGAGUGAAAGUGGCGAGGGGCCCCCGGUGCUGCUCGCCCCAGCUCAACAACGGCGGCUGAACGGAUUCCCGGCGGCGGCGGUAGCUACCUUCUCCCGGGAGGCUGUGGCCGACCGAGUCCCGCUUAUCGUUAACCCGGGCCCCGAGUCUGCGGGGAGCGCGGUGCCGCUGCGGGCGUUCGCGGCUCGCCGGGCGGGCCCCGCCAGGCGGCUGCUUUCACAGGGCACCGGCGACGGAGCUGAGCGGAUAAGGCUGUGCAGCUCUGUGCUAUGGGAGAUGCAAAAGAAACUAAAAUGCAAAUAACACCAAAGACUCCAGGACGGGCCACAGUCUUAAACCCCUUUGAAAGUCCAAGUGAUUACUAUAGUCUUCAGGAGCAGAUUGUUUCCAGUCCUUCUGUUUUUAAAUCAACAAAAUCCUCAUCAACUCCAGGAAAAUUUAGGUGGUCUAUUGAUCAACUUGCCCUAAUAAAUCCUGUGGAAAUUGACUCUGAAGAUAUUCGGCGUCAGGCAAUGUAUUUAAGUCAUGCCAGAAUAGAUAAAGAGAUGGAAGACAAAAGACAGAAAGCCAUUGAAGAGUUUUUCACCAAAAGUCUUAUCGUUCCUUCUCCUUGGACUGAUCAUGAAGGGAAGCAAGUUUCCCAGUUUCAUUCCACUAAAUGUAUAGAUUUAAAUAACAUUUCACCGAUUGGAAGACAGCUAACUGUGCAACCUGGAAAAAGCAAUGCUGCUUGUCAGACAGUAUUGUCUUUGCCUGUGGAUUUUAACUUAGAAAAAAUAUUAGGUGAAUAUUUUAGAACAGGAGAAUUUGCAGACCAAUCUCAGGAAAGCCUAAGCUCCUCAUCACUGAGAAGAAAGCUUUUUUUAGAUGAGAAUGGAAGUGUAUCUGAGUGUUUGUCUCUUUCUCCACAAAGCCCUUGUAAUAAUCCACCAGCAUCACUUGGAGUGCUGUGUUCAAUAGAUAUUUCUCCAGCCCGGUGCAGAAGCCCUGUGGAAACAUCUAGUUCGGGUCAGUUUUCUUCCAGUCCUAUUCAGGGAGGUACGAGGGCAUACAGUCUGGGAAGCAUUACCAGUCCCACAUUUCCAGAGAGGUCCCCUGCAAAUAUCGCUUCCCCUACUUUUUCUCCAAUUGCUUUUCAGAUAAGAAAGACACCGUUGUCAGAACAAAGGAAGUUGACUUUUCGUUCUCCCGAUGUUCCUUCUGCACCAGUCUCAAACAGAAUGACACCCCCAAGUACUAGAAGUCCUUAUAUAGAUGGCUGUUCUCCAAUUAAAAAUUGCUCUCCUAUGAGACUUGGAGCAUGCAGAGGGACUGCACAGUAUCAAACUUCCCUCAUUAGGAUACCAUUUACCCUUGAAAAUCACAACGAAGAGGCAGAAGACAAAGAGAAUGCCCUACCUGCAGAAGUUCUGUUACCACAGAUGGACACUGGAGUAAAUUUACAGCAGCAGGAUGGUGAUACUUUUGCACAUGGUACACAUUUAGUUGUGGCGACUGUAUCCAUUUCACCAGAUCACUCUGAAGCUUGUGAACAAGGACUGGCAUCGUUGCAGGAUAUAGAAGGUUUAAAAGAAAAUAAUACUGUUGAUAUGGUUGAUUCAGUUGAGGUGUCAGAUGAGAACACUUGGGUUAAGGAAUGUGUUGGUACUGGCAGUAUGCCAAUGACCAGCUUCAUGACAGGAAUUACUUUCAGUAUUGAAAGCUCUCACAUGUGCAUAUCGCCUCUUGCAGAAAGCAGUGUAAUUCCUUGUGACAGCAGUAGUAUUCAGGUGGACAGUGGCUAUAAUACACAAACAUGUGGAAGCAGCAUUAUGGAUACAGUUGGGGCCGAGAACUGCAGAGACAAUAAUGUACAUUCUUAUGAGGCUCAGAACAAAUCUCAGCUUUCCAAAACUAAGGAGUUUCCUGUUUUAAACUAUAAAGACAAUCAGCUGUUGAGAGCAAAGUCGCCAGAGAGUCAACCAUGUUUCCAUAAAGUAAAAACAUACAAUACAUUAUUCAGUCAAAAUGCAACUUGCAACUUUUCUACUUGGAAACAUACCAACGAACAUCAGAUUCAGGGAUUUCACAAAAAUGUGAGGACAAACAGUCCCAAGAUCUUGGAUGGAGAGUCUGCCUGUCAUUCUAUGCAAUAACCUGCAGAAAUGCCUCUGUCAAAGUGAUUAGACCAAGGCUGACAAGUAGCCUUUGGCACAUAUGACUUUUUUGCAAACGGAAUCAGUUGUGUUAUAGUUUGGAGGGAACUCUCUCAAUUACAUUUUGAACACUUUUGAAGAUAAAAUGUGAGAAGGAUUUGUAUGGCACUUAAAAAACAAGUCAUCUGAAUUGUUACUUGAAACGGAAAAUAGCUUGUGAAAUUUUGUCAAAUCACAAACCUCUGUAUGUUUGUUAUCCUUACCUCAGCAAUGACCACUCUGGAAAAAAUUUACAUUGAAAUUGACAGGGAGACUUCUAUAUCACUAAUAAAAUAUUAUUAAUUUUCUGUUUCUUCAAACUUAAGUAUUGCAAAAAUAAUCGAAGUUUGUGAUUCGUUUAAAAUGUGUAAUCAACUAAUUAACAUACUUUUCUGAGGUGCUUUUUUGUUUUGUUUUGUUUUUGUUCUUUUACAUUUUUAAACUUUGUCCUUUUUACCUGUCAGUUUAAGGUUCUUGGCAUAAAUAAAGGUUGGUCCCUGCCAUAGUCUCUGUGCCAAGGAGGAUAAGUCACACUUCACUAUUUAAUUGUGAUGAUAAACCCUUGAAAUAGGAGCUAUAACUAUCAACUGCAACUAGGUUUGGCACAGUGUUUCUGUAUUUUGUGUUUUAAGUCCACUUGAAUAAUCCAGGGAUUAAAAAUUUACAGUGCAUGUAUGGCCUAAACUGUAUACUUAGGUCUGAUCUCACAAACCAUCAGGGCUAUAAAAAUAACUUUAUACCAUUAGAAACUGAACAUGCUGCUUUCUAAUUCUGCUCUCUGGAAUGUCAUGAGAUCAGAAAUGGAAAAAAAACAUGUUGUCAUCCUGCUUCCCCUUUUCUGCUUCCUGCUUGUAUUGGCAUAAUUUUAGUAGCCACUAUCUUGUAAAACAGAUAAUUUAAUGCUUUAUGCCAUUUGAAAGCAAGGAUUUCAGACUUCCAGAGGGUAUAAGGAAUGUUUAGGGUAUUAUUUUUUUAUGAUUACCAACAUGUAAUGGAUGCUAAUAUUAUGCUAAUAUAAGGUGGGGGGAAGAAGAGGGAAAGCAAUAUGGUAAUCAGAAUUUUAUGUGAAUGUAAGGUUGGAUCUUGUGACCUGAUUAAGCUAGAAGCACAUUGGUAGACCAAUACAAGUAUUUCUGAGACAAUAUAUUUUUUUCAAAGCAUGUGCCCUGUACCAGUAAUGAAAAUGAUCCCUGUAGUAUCAGUGGAACUUCUGGACUCUUCUGGUUGAAAUGUGAAAUUAAAUGUGGUUUAUCAUUUUAAAAUUAAAUUUAGUUGGAUUCUUCAGAGCUGCAUGUUCAAUGAUCAGAGUUUUCAAAUUAGUCACAAAUAAUAAAGUAAUCACCAAAAAUUGUGUAAAAUAAGCUUUUUCAUAGGUAAGGCAAAAAAUGAAUAGUACAACUGGAUGAAUGUGAAAAUAGUGAAUUGUAUAAAAGUUUUUGUAUUUUGUCUGUCCUCUUUUCUGUCUUCAAACAGACUGUGCCAAGAAGCAACCAACUAUUUAUUUUGACUUAAGAAAAACAAAUAUUUAAUUAUGUUUAGAAAACCUACUGUACUAAUGAACUACAGUGCCCUUUUGACCAUCACAUUUCUCUAGUUUUACUUAAUUCAUCAGUUGGCACAUAUUGCACAAAAUGGUCACUGUUUACAUUUAAAGAAAACAAUUAACAUUGUUUUAACAAGGGUUUUUUAUAUUGAAAAUUAUUGUAUAAUUUUAAGUGAUUUAAUGUAAUAAAGACUGAUUGUUUCUCCCUCACA
Messenger RNA from Mauremys reevesii (Reeves's turtle), 4276 nucleotides. It is a transcript of the gene BORA, whose product is annotated as BORA aurora kinase A activator. Gene Ontology annotation, cellular component: nucleus; cytoplasm. NCBI's taxonomy places the organism in Eukaryota, Metazoa, Chordata, Testudines, Geoemydidae. Gene Ontology annotation, molecular function: protein kinase binding. The transcript is spliced from 13 exons. The record is from RefSeq and is a predicted model, not a curated record. Gene Ontology annotation, biological process: activation of protein kinase activity; regulation of mitotic nuclear division; regulation of mitotic spindle organization. Bases 617 to 2482 code for a protein of 621 amino acids.